Melanaphis sacchari is the source of this 5294-nucleotide messenger RNA. Its product is annotated as acetylcholine receptor subunit beta-like 2. Gene Ontology annotation, biological process: nervous system process; chemical synaptic transmission; monoatomic ion transmembrane transport. The record is from RefSeq and is a predicted model, not a curated record. The coding region runs from base 1 to 1599 and encodes 532 amino acids. The transcript is spliced from 11 exons. NCBI's taxonomy places the organism in Eukaryota, Metazoa, Arthropoda, Insecta, Hemiptera, Aphididae. Gene Ontology annotation, cellular component: neuron projection; postsynaptic membrane; synapse. Gene Ontology annotation, molecular function: transmembrane signaling receptor activity; acetylcholine-gated monoatomic cation-selective channel activity.
AUGAAUAUUUUAUUUAUCCUUCCAUUACUAUUACCACUCAGUUAUUGUGAUUUCGCAUCAAACAAUACAAAGUUUGAAGGAAACCCUUACAAAAAACAUCUGUUCGAUGACCUUUUGAGCAACUAUAAUCGGCUGAUCAGACCAGUCCAAAAUCAUUCGGAGAACUUGACUGUUUGGAUGGGAUUAAAACUCACUCAGCUAACUGAAAUGAAUCUUAAAAGUCAAGUAAUGACAACGAGUGUGUGGUUGAUACAGAAAUGGUUUGAUUGCAAUUUGAAAUGGGAUCCCAAAGACUAUGGUGGCUUAGAUAAGUUAUACGUACCUUCGGAUCAUAUUUGGUUGCCAGAUAUAGUUUUGUUUAACAAUGCCGACGGGAAUUACGAAGUUACCCUUAUGACAAAAGCGGUGCUCAAGUAUACCGGCGAAGUAUUAUGGGCACCUCCUGCUAUCUAUAAAUCGUACUGCGAGAUAAACGUUCUAUAUUUUCCAUUUGACGAACAGAAUUGUUACAUGAUGUUCGGUUCGUGGACCUACAACGGAAAUCAGGUAGAUUUGAGGCAUAUCGACCAAUCGCAGGGCAGAAACCGUGUGGACGUUGGCAUCGAUCUAAGCGAAUUCUAUCUAUCCGUCGAAUGGGAUUUACUCGAAGUCCCUGCAAUCAGGAAUGAAGAAUUCUAUUCGUGUUGCUCCGAAUCAUAUACAGAUAUAACAUUCAACAUAAAAAUGCGACGCAAGACUUUGUUUUACACAGUUAAUCUGAUCAUUCCGUGUGUUGGACUGACUUUCAUGACAGUGUUGGUGUUCUAUUUGCCAUCUGACUCUGGUGAAAAGGUGACUUUGUGCAGUAAUAUACUAGUGUCAUUGACAGUGUUCUUCUUGCUGCUAGCUGAGAUCAUCCCCCCAACAUCUCUCGCAGUUCCACUCCUUGGCAAGUACUUAUUGUUUACUAUGGUCCUAGUGUCUAUGUCGAUCGGUAUGACUGUUGUCGUGUUAAACAUCCAUUUCCGGUCACCAUCAACCCACACUCUGUCACCUUGGGUGAGGACCGUGUUUCUGCACAUGAUGCCACAGAUACUUAUGAUGCGAAGACCACCAUAUUCGCUGAUGACCAAUGACGGAUUCCAAAGCUCACCCGGUUACUUCAACGAACUGGACUACAGUCGAGACAGUAUAAGCGAUAGUGGCGGAACAGAACAAAAACCUCCAUCUUUGACCCAGAGACACUGGUCCUUCAAAAAAAUUCAGACAGUACAGCCUCACAAUUAUCCGGAGAAUGUAAUGCCAAAGACAAUGUCCCCCGAUCUACUCAAGGCUUUGCAAGGGGUCUGUUAUAUUGCUCAACAUAUCAAAGACGCAGACAAAGAUAAAGAGGUGAUCGAAGACUGGAAGUACGUUUCGAUGGUGUUCGACCGGUUCUUCCUGUGGGUGUUCACUUUGGCCUGCAUAGUAGGAACGUGUGCCAUAAUAUUCCAGGCACCCUCGCUGUACGACCAACGGCAACCUAUCGACUUCCAGCUGUCUAGCAUACCCCGGCGCCGCAGCAACCUAGCGCUGCCGCACGAAAUCGACUUUUACGAGCGCACGUACGGUGCCGACUAGAGUAUUAUUUUAUAGAUAUUCGUUGAAAUCCUGCUGAAGGCUUAUUAUAUGUACAUAAUAUUUUACGUAGAUAAUACAUAAGUGUUUAUAGGUGUACCGAAUAAACGAUAUAAUGCGAUUCACGUCCGUCGCAUUCGCGAGUAUAAAAUAUCAUCCUCGAGCUAUCCGUUAAUGCCGUGUGUCUGCUGCAGUCGCACUACUCAUCAAACGUGACGGCUGCAGUGGCAGUUUUAUUCUUUUAUAAGAAUAAAAGGAGGGGACGAAAAUAUUUAAAAAUUAAUACCUCCCCCCUCUCCCCUAAAUCUCCAACCCCUAAUGUUUUCGAUUUUUUGAGCUGUCGUGACGAGAGCUUUAUACAACUAAUAUAUUAUUAUGGAUGAAAAGUAAUACUAUAGCAUCAUUAGGACGGAAUAUAACCACAUAAUAUAAAUUUUUUGUUAAUGGUGAACACUUUAUGUUCUAUCCGUUAUUAAUUAUUAAUGUUAUCUAAAUAAGUCUGAGUGCAUUUAACAAAAUUUGAUAAUAAUUACGUGUGAAAAAAAUUUUUAUUUCCUAUUCUCAGCCCCGCGAACGUGGUAUCUUUAAAUAGCUUUAACCUGCGCACGCGUUGUGGAUACGGUUUUUUUUUUAACGUACGCAAAUCGUUGCUAAUCAGACACUCCAAAAACCCCGUGCUAAGCGCACGUGCGUGUUAUAAUAUUAUCAUGUUAAAUACAAUACGUCAAUACAAUAUUAUAAUAAAUGAGCAGAAUCUGCAGCGUAGAGAAUCGCACGUCGUAUAGACGAAUAAUUCAUGCUAUGAGAGGUAUAUGAUAACUAAAUAUUAUGACUGUAUGAUAGUGUUUAUGCAACUAUUAUGUUCAUGGAGAUAUUCUUACACGGGAAAAUUAAACGUAACAAAUCCUAAUGAAUUUCGUUUUCGCAUGAAAAAUAUUAAUAUUGUAUAAAUGUGUGUUCUACAUCAUAUAUAUAUAUAUACUAGCAAUAAAAAAGCUGAUCGUGUGAUAUUUUAUAGAAAUCAAUAUAUACAUUUUUUUUUUCAUGUUUAAAUUACAUGUUUAUCAAAACUAUCAAAAAUCGUGUAUAUGGAUAGUGUUGCGAUAAUCCACGUAAUCAUAUUAUAUUAUUCGAGUAAUCAAUACUUUUAGUAUCUAAUACUUUUCUAACGAUACGAUAUUAUAAACGCAUUUAAACUCAAGUCGUUAUUGUAUGUUGUAUAUAUAUAUAUAUAUAGAACAGCUUGAGCUAUUUAAUUUUGAAAACUAUUCAUCAUGUUUAGAGCAUGGGGGUGAAAAUAUUUGUCACUCGCUACUUUCGGUUAACAAUAACCAGUAUACACAAAAUAUUCAAUAAGUUUUUUUUUGUCUAAUGCUAUGAAGGAGAUAUAGUAUAUACCUACUGCUGAAAUAAUCUUGUUAUUUGUCUUUUUUCUUUUAAUAAUGCUAUGCUUUUAUUUUUACAUAACCAUUUGUGAUAAGCAGUGAGCUGUUGUAUCCUUAGGAUCCGAAUCGUAUAAGGGUGGCUUAUUAUAAUUGAGGUAUGAGUACAGAUUUUCUGUUUCAAACAUUUUAGUUAAGCAUUUAACAGCAAUUUUAAUAAGUUACUUGCACUAAUUGAACGAUUUUUACAUCAGAACUAUUAUGUAUAAUUGAUAUUCAAUUUGGUAAGAAUGAGAUGAAACACGAUGUAUAAUAGAAAUUGAAAUAACGAUUGUUGAUUGCUAAAAUAUACAUGAUACGCAGAUGUAUAGAAAUUCUCAUAUUAAUUUACAUAAUAUAUGGUUUGUUAAAUAGGUACAGCAAAAGUUAAAAAAAAUUAUAGUGAAAUUGUUUUAAAUUUGAGUUUACAUUGAUAUGUCAGAUAUUUCACGUAUACAAAUACAAUAAUGGUUUAAGAUUUAGAAAUUAUUAUAUCGAUUAGAACUAUCUGUUCAGUGUAAGCUUUGAAUCAUUUAAAUUAAUAUCCAAUUAAUACUCUAUGUUUGCUUUUUUAUAUAUAUAUAUAUAUAAUAUGUUACAAUAUUUUCUUUAAACAAAAUAUAUCAUUAUUAUUAUUCUGCAUCAAGAGGUCCUUUUAAGGAAGAUAAACCCCCUCUACCUGAAGUUUCGAUAUGGCCGUUUAUUGCUGGCAUUAAUAAUAAUAAUAAUAAUAACAAAUAUUCAAAACACCACACAGAGCACGAAUUAUUCGUGAAUAUAUGUAUAUGUCUUAUAACGAACAGUGGGAUCGUGUUUCGAGGUCAAAGAGCAUUUUAUAUAGGUACAUAAUAUACAUAAAUUUAUAUUUAUUUAUAUUAUGCUUGUAUUUUUCGUAUUUGUGUAUUACGUUGCAUGUUGCACUGUAGUUAUAAUAUACUCACUCAGAACGGAGACGAUGGCUGCAGUUGUAUAGAUGUAUUUAUCAUGGCUAAUUGAUGGUCGGAUACUAUACACAAGUAUAUUAAUCUAGUAGAUGGAAAAAAUUAAAAUAAAAAAAUUUUAUAAGUUGAAAACGAGUAUUAUAGGUGAUUAAAAAUCGUGUUUUUGAGUAAUUUAUUUUACCAUGGACACCAAUAAUACCGACAUCGGAAUCAUGUGACAUUUCCAUUGGAUAGGUACGUUAUAACUUUACAAGUUUAUGAACUACCACAAUCUUUAGAGUAAAUAAUAAAUUAUAACUAUUAUCUAAUAAUAUGCAUAAUAAACUUUAUAUAUAUAUAUAUAUCGAUAUAGCUAACUUUCUAAAAGCAUUCAUUAUAUGUAUAAUACACACCUAUUAUCAUAAUAUUAUUAUUAGGUGUAAAUAGUUAUUUUGAAAAGCAUAUGCAUCAUCAUAUUCAUAAACGAAACGUUGAAUUUUGCUCAAACAACCAUUCGAAAGACUAUACAUUUAUUAUUAUUAGGUAUACAUUUAAUAAUGCUUCGGCGAGUGUAUGUAAACAUAGUGUACAGCAUAGAGAAUUUGUAGCUAAUUACGAGUGAGACUUUAUCAAUCGAUCGUGCUUAUAAAUAUCGUAUUCCAUUAAUGAGUGUAGUUGUUUAAUUUUUAUGCAUUUUUGUACGUUUUUUUUUUUAGUUUUGAUGAUAUCGUUAUCGACAGAAUUUUUGAAUUCCGCGGAACGUUUGUUUUCGUUUUCAUAAAAAUAAUACUAACUAAACUAAAUCUUUAAAUACGAGAUUUCUCAGUCGACCGCCAAGCGUAGAAAACUAUAGAACACAUAAAAAAAGUGUAAAAAACAUUUUGAAAAAACUGUAAAUAAUUAAAGAUAAAAAUUGCGAACAGAGUAGGCAUUAUGAUGGACUUUAUCGUUAGUCUUCCAGUAUAUCAUGUGACACUAGUGGUAGAAACAAAUCGAAGUAUCAUGCCUAAAUAUAAUAGAUAUGUGGAUGGAUCUCCCUGCUCAAUGUCCGCAGAUUUCUGUCCAAUUGGAUAAAUAAUAUUGUAUAUUAGUGUUAAGUUUUUAAAACUGUUUUUAUAAUAUUAAAUGAUUAGAAAAAUUUACGAUUUUUUUAUAUAUGUCGAAAGUUUAUCUAUGUGUGUGUUCUUCGUUAAAUUAUUAAAAUUUAUUGAAUAUACCCAACUUAUCCGUACAUUUUAAAUGAAUUAAUUAGUCGGCAGAGUCGAAGUUUUUAGCGCAAAUUAAACUCAAAAAAAGCAAUCCAUUCAAAUAAUUUAUGCUACAUGUCAUCAAAACGUAAAAUAAUUAUGAUUUUCAU